Messenger RNA from Otolemur garnettii (small-eared galago), 2487 nucleotides. RefSeq names its product kinesin family member 18B (gene KIF18B). The transcript is spliced from 14 exons. NCBI's taxonomy places the organism in Eukaryota, Metazoa, Chordata, Mammalia, Primates, Galagidae. Gene Ontology annotation, molecular function: microtubule binding; ATP binding; microtubule motor activity. The record is from RefSeq and is a predicted model, not a curated record. Gene Ontology annotation, biological process: microtubule-based movement. Bases 13 to 2487 code for a protein of 824 amino acids.
GUUGCCACGGUGAUGGCAAAGGAGGACAGUAUGGUGCGGGUGGUGGUGCGGGUACGGCCCCCCACCCCUCAGGAGUUGGACAGUCAACGUCGGCCUGUGGUUCAGGUGGUGGACGAGCGUGUGCUGGUGUUUAACCCCGAGGAGCCCAAUGGAGGGUUCCCUGGCCUGAAAUGGGGUGGCAUUCAUGAUGGGUCCAAGAAGAAGGGCAAAGACCUGACAUUUGUCUUUGACCGGGUUUUUGGUGAGGCUGCCACCCAACAGGAUGUGUUCCAGCACACCACUCACAGCCUCCUGGAUGGCUUCCUCCGGGGCUACAACUGCUCAGUGUUUGCCUAUGGUGCCACUGGGGCUGGGAAGACCCACACCAUGCUGGGAAGGGAGGGGGACCCUGGAAUCAUGUACCUGACAACCAUGGAGCUGUUCAGGCGUCUUGAGGCCUGCCAGGAGGAGAAGCACUUUGAGGUGCUCAUCAGCUACCAGGAGGUGUACAAUGAGCAGAUCCAUGACCUCUUGCAGCCCAAAGGGCCCCUUGCCAUCCGUGAGGACCCUGAGAAGGGAGUAGUGGUACAAGGGCUUUCCUUCCAUCAGCCAGCUUCAGCUGAACAGUUGCUGGAGAUGCUGACCAGGGGGAACCGGAACCGCACACAGCACCCUACUGAUGCCAAUGCCACUUCCUCCCGCUCCCACGCCAUCUUCCAGAUCUUCGUGAAGCAGCAGGACCGUGUUCCAGGACUGACCCAGACCGUUCAGGUGGCCAAGAUGAGUCUGAUUGACCUGGCUGGCUCGGAGCGGGCAUCCAGUACCCAUGCAAAGGGAGAGCGGCUGCGAGAAGGUGCCAAUAUCAACCGCUCUCUGCUGGCACUCAUCAAUGUCCUUAAUGCCCUGGCUGAUGCAAAGGGCCGCAAGACUCACGUGCCCUACCGGGAUAGCAAACUUACCCGACUACUCAAAGACUCCCUUGGGGGCAACUGCAGAACGGUGAUGAUUGCUGCUGUCAGCCCCUCCAGCCUGGCCUACGAGGACACAUACAACACCCUGAAGUAUGCCGACAGGGCUAAGGAGAUCAGGCUCUCGCUGAAGAGCAAUGUGAUCAGCUUGGACUGUCACAUCAGCCAGUAUGCCACCAUCUGCCAGCAGCUCCAGGCUGAGGUGGCUGCUCUGAGAAAAAAGCUCCAGGAAUAUGAGGCAGGAGCCCGGACCCCACAUCAGGACCUCCUGGGUUCCCCCAAGUCAGGCCCACCACAGCAACACCUUCCCAACUCUCCCUUACUACCCUGCCCUCCCAGCCAGCUCUGCACCCCAGAGCUUCCUGUGGGGUCCGGAUGCCUUCCAGAGAAGAGCCUGGGACCCAGGGCCCAGGUGGAGAGAGUUGUGGAAGAGACCUCUUUAGACCAGGAGCAACCUUCAAAGGACAAGGACAAACGCCCAGCAGAGGAGGUUUCAAUCCAGAUGCCAGAGCAGAGCCUCAAGCAUCCGCUGCCAGGGCCUCCUAGUCCGAGCCUGCAGCCCAAGCCUGUCAUGGGCCACCUCUCACCACAGAAGCUGGACAGGGACCUGUCUAUGCAGUUGGCUCUGAAGGUGCUGCGCCUAGCCCAGCAGCAGUAUACCCUGCUCCAAGCAGCCAACCUCCUGACACCCGACAUGAUCACAGAGUUUGAGACCCUGCGGCAACUGGUGCAACAGGAAAAAAUUGAGCCUGGGGCAGAGACCUCCAGGCCUCCUGGGCUGACAGGAGGGACACGUUUUGCUCAGGAGCUGCAUUCAGAGUCAAAGUCUCCAAGGUACUCUGGCCCCGUGACCCGGACCAUGGCAAGGCGACUGAAUGGCCCCAUGCACACUCUGGGGAUCCUACCUGGGCCUGAGUGCACCCCAGCCCAGACAUCCCAAUGUCCCACAGAGAAGAAGAGGAGGAGGAGACCCAGUCCCCUGGAGCCAGACAGUCCCCCAGCCCCAAAGCAGAGAACCAAGUGCCAGCGCCAGUCCUUCCUGCCUUGCCUAAAGAGAGGGUCCCUGCCUGAGGCCCAGCCUUCAUUUGGGCCCAGCACCCCCAAAAGUGGAAGGGCCUCCUCCCCUUGCCAUUCCUCUCAUGUAUGCCCAGCCACAGUCAUCAAAAGCCGGGUGCCCCUGGGCCAAUCUGUCAUGCAGAACUGUUCCACCCCUUUGGCUCUGCCCACUGGCAAUCUCAAUGCCACCUUUGAUCUCUCUGAGGAGACCCCCUCAAAGCUCAGUUUCCUUGAAGGCAUUGGAUGGGAGACAGUACCCCAGGAGCUGAACAGGCUGGACCAGCCCUUCAUGCCCAGUGGACCGGUGCUGUUCACCAUGAAGGGCCCCAAGCCAACAUCUUCCGUCCCUGGAACUUCAGCCUAUAAGAAGAGGCGUAUUGUGAGUUCCUCAGUCUCCCGGGGCCACAGCCGCAUUGCCCGCCUCCCCAGCAGCACCUUGAAGAGGCCAGCUGACCCCCUCACAAUCCCAGGUGACUGGAACUAG